AUGUAUUGGGCUCGAUCAUGGUUCUGUCUUACAGGUAUGAUGCUCUCUCCCAAUUUGAGACGAUUUCUCAUUAUGGACAAGAAAUUACUUGCAACUGUGAUGCAAGUCUUAAAAAACAAACCACAAUAUUUAGUGAGAGACCUUAAAGGAGCAAUUAGUAGAUUCCUCAUGAUGGCUCUACGUGAAGAUUAUGCCAGAGACCAAAUUGAUAUUGAUUUAGUAUUGAAAUUUAUAUCACGUGAGCUUAAAGGAUGGAAACAAUAUUCGGCCAUGACCUUUCACAACUUGCUUUCACAAAACGUACUCAUGUCACUCUUUUAUGACAUUUUGGGAGCUGAAGCAUUCAAAAGUCAAGCCAUUGAACUCAUCAACACCAAAUAUACCUCUCUCAAAACUCAUUUGAAAUUGGUGAAUAAUGUGGAUGAUCUUCCAAAAUGCAAUUGUUGUGGACGAGAAAGUAAUGACAAUGGAGAAAGUUUGAAACGUUGUUCUGCAUGUGGACUUGUAAAAUACUGCAGUGUGGAAUGUCAGAGAAAAGAUUGUCCUUCUCAUAAACCAAUUUGUAAGGCACAUCAACAACGAAUGAAAGAACAAACUCUAGAAUCUUCUGAAGAGGAUGUGAAAACAAAACCAUAUUCUGCUGAAACUUUGAAAAAUAAGGGAAAUGAUGCUUUUAAGCAAAAAGAUUUCAAAAAAGCCAUUUCCUUCAAUGAGAGAGCAUUCAAUCAACAAGAUUCCACUUCCAUUCGUCACAUCUUGUAUUCCAAUUUGGCUCAAUGUUAUUUUUGUUUGAAACAAUACGAAGAGAGUAUCAAGAAUUGUGAUUUGGCUCUCGAAUUGGAUGCAUCAUUCACGAAGGCCUAUUAUCGAAAAGCAGCCUGUUUGGCAGAGUUGAAGAAACGAACACAAGCCAUACAAGUAUUGGAGGAAGGAUUAAAGACAGAUCCAACCAAUGAACAGUUAUUGAGCUUGAAGGAAAAACUUUUGAAAUAA
Naegleria fowleri is the source of this 993-nucleotide messenger RNA. RefSeq lists its product as uncharacterized. The record is from RefSeq and is a predicted model, not a curated record. NCBI's taxonomy places the organism in Eukaryota, Heterolobosea, Eutetramitea, Acrasida, Naegleriidae. Bases 1 to 993 code for a protein of 330 amino acids. The transcript has a single exon. Gene Ontology annotation, molecular function: Hsp90 protein binding.